UCUCUGCCGCCUGAAUAAGCGUUUCAGGAUCUUCGUCAUGAGUCUUAAAUCUGGGCCUGUCAGUUCGCCCCAGCGUUACUCGUCUCUAGGCAGGGCAUGGGGGUUUACAGAGUUCAACCAAUCAUACAACGUCGAGAUCAGGUUGCCAGGCAGAUUAUGCUAAUAAGGCCCCGCCUUUUAUGCUGCUCCCACUCUGCGGCGGGAAGAACCACCUGGAGGUGGCGGGGGGGGUUUGAUUUCCAUCACCCCUAGGGAGAGAGGAUCGGGGACCCGCUGAUCUUCCAGCUCCCCUCACCCAACGUCGUGCACAUUGCAGAGAGGUCUUUCUGUCCUUCAUGAGCACGCACAUGGUGGACAGAUGACUGUCCUCUAGCCGGUGCUGCUCUAGGUGCCCUGGACGUGGAGCUGUCCAGCAGGGGGAACGAUGGAUUCCAAAGAUGAAAGCUCCCACGUGUGGUCUACAUCCGCAGAACACGAAGAGAACGCUGCCCAGGUGCACUUUGUUCCUGACGCUGGGACUGUGGCUCAGAUUGUCUACACCGAUGACCAGGUCCGUCCGCCCCAGCAGGUGGUGUAUGCGGCAGAUGGCGCCUCCUACACAUCCGUGGAUGGUCCUGAGCAUACGCUGGUGUACAUCCAUCCUGUGGAAGCCGCACAGACUCUGUUUACAGACCCAGGGCAGGUAGCUUAUGUCCAGCAGGAUGCUACAACCCAGCAGGCCUCAUUACCGGUGCAUAACCAGGUGUUACCUUCAAUCGAGGGUGUGGAUGGUUCAGACCCUUUGGCGACUCUGCAGAACCCUCUGGGCAGACUGGAGGCCAAAGAGGAAGAGGAUGAGGAUGAGGACGAAGAUACUGAGGAAGAUGAGGAGGAAGAUGGUGAAGACACAGACUUGGAUGACUGGGAGCCGGAUCCCCCUCGGCCCUUCGACCCGCAUGACUUAUGGUGUGAGGAGUGUAAUAAUGCCCAUUCUUCAGUGUGCCCAAAGCAUGGCCCCUUGCAUCCCAUCCCUAACCGGCCUGUGCUCACUAGAGCAAGAGCCAGCCUCCCCCUGGUCCUCUACAUAGACAGGUUCCUCGGAGGGGUGUUCUCCAAAAGGCGCAUUCCCAAGCGUACCCAGUUUGGCCCUGUGGAGGGACCCCUCGUCAGAGAGUCUGAGCUGAAAGACUGUUAUAUUCAUCUGAAGGUUUCUCUUGAUAAAGGGGACAGAAAAGACCGAGAUUUGCAUGAAGACCUGUGGUUUGAGUUGUCUGAUGAGACCCUUUGUAACUGGAUGAUGUUUGUACGUCCAGCCCAGAAUCACCUGGAGCAGAACCUGGUGGCUUACCAAUACGGCCACCAUGUGUAUUACACCACAAUAAAGAACGUAGAGCCCAAACAAGAACUGAAGGUGUGGUACGCUGCGUCCUAUGCUGAGUUUGUGAACCAGAAAAUUCAUGACAUUUCUGAGGAAGAAAGGAAAGUUCUUCGCGAGCAAGAGAAGAAUUGGCCCUGCUAUGAAUGUAACCGCCGAUUUAUAAGCUCGGAGCAGUUACAACAACAUCUCAAUUCCCACGAUGAAAAACUGGAUGUGUUUAGCAGAACAAGAGGCAGAGGAAGGGGACGAGGCAAGAGGCGAUUUGGCCCUGGUCGACGGCCAGGACGCCCUCCAAAAUUUAUCCGCUUGGAAAUAACCAGUGAAAAUGGGGACAAGUGUGACGAUGGGACGCAGGACUUGCUACAUUUUUCCACCAAGGAGCAGUUCGAUGAAGCUGAGCCAGCUACUCUGAAUGGGCUAGAUCAACCAGAACAGACCACUCUCCCCAUCCCUCAGCUGCCACAGGAAACCCAGCCUUCCCUGGAGCACGAGCCAGAAACUCAUAGCCUACAUCUGCAGCCCCAGCAUGAGGAGAGCGUGCUGCCCACCCAGAGCACUCUGACGGCCGAUGACAUGCGCAGAGCCAAGCGUAUCCGAAACGCAGCUCUUCAGCAUCUGUUUAUCCGGAAGUCCUUUCGGCCUUUUAAGUGUUUGCAAUGUGGGAAGGCCUUCCGAGAAAAGGACAAACUGGACCAACACUUGCGCUUCCACGGGCGGGAGGGGACCUGCCCGCUGACCUGUGAUCUCUGUAACAAGGGCUUCAUCAGCACUGCGUCCUUGGAGAGCCACAUGAAGCUCCAUUCGGACCAGAAGACUUAUUCUUGCAUUUUUUGCCCAGAAUCCUUUGACCGCCUUGAUCUGUUGAAGGAUCACGUGGCCAUUCAUAUCAAUGAUGGCUGCUUCACGUGCCCAACUUGUAAGAAACGAUUCCCAGAUUUUAUCCAGGUGAAAAAACACGUGCGAAGCUUCCACUCAGAAAAGAUCUACCAGUGUACAGAGUGCGACAAGGCCUUCUGCCGCCCUGACAAACUGCGCCUCCACAUGCUCCGACAUUCGGACCGCAAAGAUUUCCUGUGUUCGACGUGCGGGAAGCAGUUUAAGCGAAAAGACAAACUACGGGAACAUAUGCAAAGGAUGCACAACCCCGAGAGGGAGGCCAAGAAAGCCGACCGCAUCAGCCGCUCCAAGACGUUCAAGCCUCGUAUCACGUCCACGGACUACGACAGCUUCACGUUCAAGUGUCGCCUGUGCAUGAUGGGCUUCCGAAGACGAGGCAUGCUGGUAAAUCACUUAUCAAAGAGGCACCCAGACAUGAAGAUUGAGGAGGUGCCGGAGUUAACUCUCCCCAUCAUAAAGCCCAACCGCGAUUACUUCUGUCAGUAUUGUGAUAAGGUUUAUAAAAGUGCCAGCAAGCGAAAAGCCCACAUUCUGAAGAACCAUCCAGGGGCUGAGCUCCCGCCAAGCAUUCGCAAACUACGUCCAGCUGGCCCGGGAGAACCAGACCCCAUGCUGAGCACGCACACCCAGCUCACGGGCACCAUAGCCACCCCUCCUGUCUGCUGCCCCCACUGCUCCAAACAGUACAGCAGCAAGACCAAGAUGGUACAGCAUAUUCGAAAGAAGCAUCCAGAGUAUGCCCAGCUCCCUAACACCUUACAUCCCCCACUGACGACAGCUGUGAUCAGUGCUACCCCGGCUGUGUUAACCACAGACAGUGCUACUGGGGAGACCGUGGUGACAACAGACCUCCUAACCCAAGCCAUGACAGAACUGUCCCAGACCUUAACGACAGAUUACCGAACGUCGCAGGGGGACUACCAGAGAAUUCAGUAUAUUCCUGUGUCACAGUCGACAUCCGGUCUUCAGCAGCCUCAGCACAUACAGCUUCAAGUGGUGCAAGUGGCUCCGGCCACUUCCCCACACCAGUCUCAGCAGUCCACUGUGGACGUUGGCCAACUCCACGACCCUCAGACCUACACCCAGCAUGCCAUCCAGGUGCAGCAUAUCCAAGUGACAGAGCCCACUUCCGCCACCCCCACAUCAUCCCAGGUAGCUGGGCAGCCCUUGAGCCCUGCCUCCCAGCAGUCCCAGCAAGGGCUCAGCCCCUCCCAUAUACAGGGCGGAGCCUCCACGCCAGGCCAGGCUCUCCAGCAGCAGCAGCAGGGUUCCUCUGUACAGCACACCUACCUACCGAACGCUUGGAAUUCCUUCCGUGGCUACUCAUCGGAGAUUCAAAUGAUGACACUUCCCCCAGGUCAGUUUGUGAUUACAGACAGUGGUGUGGCCACUCCUGUCACCACUGGCCAAGUUAAGGCCGUUACGCCGGGUCAUUAUGUGUUAUCAGAAAGUCAACCAGAAUUGGAAGAAAAGCAAGGUUCCGCUCUCUCCGCGGGAGUCCAGGUUCAGCCAGCUACACACAGUGACUUGGACCCCCAGACCACCAGCCAACAGCAGCCCACACAGUACAUCAUCACAACCACCACCAACGGGAAUGGGAGCAGCGAAGUGCAUAUCACCAAACCUUAACUUCUACCCUUGAGCUUGAAUCCAGCAGUCACAUCAUGUCUUUUCUCAUCCAUAAGUCUGAAAGCUUCCAACACUUGGAACUCUUUUUUUAAGAUUUAUCAUUCACUCAAGAAUUUGGAAACCACGGUUUUGACACUCUACGCACACUGGGGCUCCUUUUAUCAAGGUCAUCUUUACCAAAUUGACUCUUCAAACCCUAGGAGCUCCUGCCAUGGAAUGGAGAUCUUUCAGGGGAAAGUGCGUUUCAAGGUGGAGAAACUUCGCCUUACUCUUGAGUUGGUUUUUUAUACAUUGAUAGGCCUUACUUUUCCUUUGUGGAAAUACUAGGUGGUGUAUCACGUUUGUACCAAAGGUGGAGAAAGGAUGUGCCAAGUCCAUGGCCACUGGACUUCUUCAUUCCAAGCCACGGUACUGAAGGAGAGGGGCAUUUUAUUCGGACAGAACUGUUUCAUCUUCUGAUUUUGCAUUUUCAGUAAUUUAACAAGGGGAGCCUAUUGAAUACGAAAAUAAAGAUGAUGAAACAGAGGUUUGACAGUGAUGUUCUGAAGGAAAAACCGUCGUCUAGAUUUUUCUUAUUGCUGAUUUAAAACAACCACAACAACAACUUGCCUCUUUGGGAAAACUGUUGUCGGGCUACUAUUGGUAGUACUUUGCACAGAUGCUGGCCUUCAGCCACUGAGGCCAAAACCUCGUGUUCUGAUAGAUCUUACUUUAUUACCCCACAACGGUAGACUCCCUGUAAGAGAAGAGGUUUGUUUGAUGUCAGCAGAAUUUAAACUCCUACAUUAAAGCUUUGCCUCCCAUUCUCUGGUUGUGGUGUAUUAAGAAGGAGGUGUUUGAGGUCUUGGUACCCAGAAAAAUUACUAAGAUAAUUACAUAGCGAUAAAGUGAAAAGCACUGAAACCUUGUCCUGCCUUGCAGGAUCCAUUUACCAUUCAUUGGUACAGGAUAAAUUCCUUGUUCUUAUCAGGUGUACAUUUGACUAUCACAUCUUCAGUGUAUUUUAGUUCUUCUCAUGCUGUCUUAAAAUGAACAUUCUUUCAGGUUGGAUGGAAAGGUGGCCCUCCUUAUUUUUUUAACACUUUUAACUUAUACAUAUUGUAACUCACCUGGACCUUUUGGAAAGAUGACCAACUUAGAAUAAGAAUGUGGGGACCAUUUAUAUGUCAAGGUAAUUAUAAGGGAUGUGGAAGAAAUCCAGUCUUUAUGCAUCUUAUACUGUCAUUUGGGAGGAAAAAAAAUCUGCCUCAGCAAUAGUUUUUCUUAAAUGUGUUCCUGUUUGCUGUCUUCUUGGCUAUGAAUUCAAUGGGGAAAAAAUAUUUCCCUCUUUACUGUGCAUUCCAAUUGUAUACAUAAAACAUUGCAGAAAUCAGUUUGUAUUUUAACAACUUUUUGUGACAUUACUAACACAUUUUUAGAGUAAUUAUCAUGUGAUGGAACUUAUUACUCCCAAACAGAAAGACCUAAGUUCAAUUUCAAAUGAAGUUAACUAAUCUAUUUUUUUACAUAUCUGGGUAAAAACUGGUUCUAUAAACUAAAAAAGUAUAGUAGCUUCUUUAUGGUAAAGACACCUUUUUGAAAAAGAAAUGAUUCUGUUGAAAUAACUUUACUAGUAUGUAGAUUUUGCACUUUAUUUUUGAGACCUCAUUUAUUUAGUUAUCCCUGAAAAUCUGGGCACUAAGAGAACUUGAGAAAAUUACUUGAUAAAUGUGUAGAAACUAGGGAUGGACUCUAUCUUUGGUAACAAAGAAAUAAUGUUGAUGUUUUCAAUAGAAAAUAUUGACCCUGAGUCACAAAACAGAGACUCUGGCUUCCAAAGUCCCACAAUGUAAUGAUUGUAAAUAUCCCAGUGUCCAGUCUAGAAAGACUUGCUAGGUGAAGAAUAUUAGACUUUGGUAAAGGUCCAGUUUAAUUUUUACACCUUAAAUUUGGCCCUAUUGGGUCCUUUUUAAUUUGAAGCAGAAAGGUACCUCUCCUUCCUUCAGGAGUAACUUAUUGAUUAAAAGAGAAAACUAUCACUGAGUGGAAUGUUCAUUUUAUGCCAGUUAUUUCAAGUUGUAAAAUACACAGAAGAAAAUGGUUUGGAAGGACUCUAUUUCUUUUUCACCCAAAUUUUUUUCUUUUUCUCUUUUUGUACUUAUAUGUGGAAUAAGCAAAGGAUCUAAAACUAAUUUGUAUAUUUUCAACCAGAGAUGCAGGUGGCAGUCAAGCCAAACAACACUUCUUUAAGAUCAGGUAUUCUGCACGUCCAUUCCAAGUUAACAGAUUUUCAAAAGGACUUGGAUUUGAAGAGAUGGUGGAUUAUAAGCCAUCUGAAGACCAAUAUGGAAAAAAAAAGUAUGUAGCCAAUGUUUGUAUUGUGGCCUAUCUUAGGACAUAUUGGCACUCUAGACUUCAAUCAGUGCAGUGUGAAAAUUUUGGAGUAGGUUACAUACGGAUUUUACAUUUUUAUUGUUUGAUUUGUGCCCGCAUAAAUAGACAUUUCAUCAUGUAAAAUUCCUAUUCUGGAAAAACCUAUUGUUUUGUUCUUCUUGAAUUGUUUUUUGAUUUGGAGUUAUCCUUUCAAAAAAAAAACCUCAAGAUAUCUAGGGCUAAAAAGCACUUCAUGAGAUGCUAAAGCUGACCCACAGGUUGAAACUAUUGACCCUAUCCUCUUAUUUAAAUGUGAACAUUUAUUGUACAUUCAGUGAGUUAUAGUGUUAAUAGUCUUGUGCUACUCAGCAGGUGUAAAAAUUAAUAAAUAUUUUUUUUAAUAAA
Messenger RNA from Ailuropoda melanoleuca (giant panda), 6640 nucleotides. RefSeq names its product PR/SET domain 10 (gene PRDM10). Gene Ontology annotation, cellular component: nucleus. The transcript has 22 exons. Gene Ontology annotation, molecular function: DNA-binding transcription factor activity, RNA polymerase II-specific; protein binding; sequence-specific DNA binding. NCBI's taxonomy places the organism in Eukaryota, Metazoa, Chordata, Mammalia, Carnivora, Ursidae. Bases 425 to 3883 code for a protein of 1152 amino acids. The record is from RefSeq and is a predicted model, not a curated record. Gene Ontology annotation, biological process: regulation of transcription by RNA polymerase II.